AUGAAGGUGGUGGUGGAGAUUUUGACAGGAAACCUCUUCUACAUUCAAGUUGGCAAUGAUGCCACGGUCGGUGACCUGAAGAAAGAGAUCGAAGCCCAGGAAAAUUUACCCCGUGAUCGUAUGAUCAUGAUUGUUGAUCAUGAAAAUCAAAAUCACCUUAUAACUGAAGAAGAUGGAGCUUCUCUCGUUGGCUGCGGAGUGCAAGAUGGAUCUCACAUCUAUCUCUUCUUUAAUCUCCUCGAAGCCGAAUCACCUUAUCAUCAUGUUUUCACCUUGCCCGAGUCCCUCUUGUGGUAG
Messenger RNA from Durio zibethinus, 297 nucleotides. Its product is annotated as Ubiquitin-like superfamily protein. The record is from RefSeq and is a predicted model, not a curated record. Gene Ontology annotation, biological process: proteasome-mediated ubiquitin-dependent protein catabolic process. Gene Ontology annotation, cellular component: cytosol; nucleoplasm. NCBI's taxonomy places the organism in Eukaryota, Viridiplantae, Streptophyta, Magnoliopsida, Malvales, Malvaceae. Gene Ontology annotation, molecular function: polyubiquitin modification-dependent protein binding; ubiquitin binding; proteasome binding.